UUGUACCCUCAAACCGGUGAUCCAUGUGGGCUUCCCUCCCCCAGAGCCGGGGCCUGCACUGCUCUGUGCGGCUGCUGAAGAAGCAGCAGAGCCGCAGCGCGGCGGAGCAGCGCUGGCUGCAGCGGCAGCGCGCUGACCCGUACGUGAAGGCGUCGCAGCAGCAGAGCUUCAGGUGCAGGAGCGCCUUCAAGCUGCUGCAGGUGGACGACAAGUUCCGGCUCCUGCAGCCCGGACUCAGCGUGCUGGACUGCGGAGCUGCGCCCGGAGCCUGGAGCCAGGUGGCCGUGCACAGGGUCAACUCCGCGGGCACAGACCCAGGUUUGCCACGUGGCACGGUUAUCGGCAUCGACCUGCUGAACAUCCCCUCUCUGGACGGAGCCCACUUCCUGUCUAACCACGAUGUCACGGACCCCGGCACGCACGCCAAGCUGCAGGAGCUGCUCCCCCGCGGCCGGGCCCACGUCAUCCUGAGCGACAUGGCGCCCAACGCCAGCGGCUUCAGAGACAUGGACCACGAGAGACUCAUCUCCAUGUGUUUGUCCCUGAUAGACUUGGCGGAGAAGGUUCUGCAGCCUCGGGGCUCCCUGCUCUGUAAAUACUGGGACGGGGGUCUCGCUCACCGACUCCAGGAAAGGCUCUCCAGCCUGUUCGGGAGCGUUCGGACCGUGAAGCCAGAUGCCAGCAGAAAGGACUCGGCUGAGAGAUAUUUCCUGGCUAGAAUGUACCGAGAGCCGGAGAAGUGAGGUUUUUUACCGUCUUGUCUUCUCUCACGUGAGCCAGAUGUACUGAUGCGCUCAGUGUCUCUGAUCAGUGAGCCGUCUGAGCAUAAACACGCUCCCUUAACAGCUGCCAUCAAAAGGUGGCACUGUUGCGACAUCAGUGAGGCUCGGUGCAGCACAUUAAAUACUGAGUCUGUAAACGUAACACGGCGGCAGCAGUGAAUCAGUAAAGUGUAACCCGUAUGCAGGAAUCAGCGAGAUAUCCCUCAAGAGUCCAGUGUUGUGCUUUCUCUGAAGUUAUUGUUUGCCCCGAGUGUUUGUUCUACACACUCCGUUUGGUGUUUACUUUAUUGCAGAAAGUCAUUUACCACUUGUGCCCAUGCUAAUAAUUUGCACCUCCAGUCAUGCAGAAGUAUGUGUUUUCCUAUGCAGGGGCGGAAUUAUCUAAUGCAUAAAUGUCACAUACGGUAUAAGAGAUGAAAAAGCCUUGCAAGGCUCUGGUGGUUUCCUGGAAAGUGUUUCAGCACAGAUCACAGCUUUUCUGACAAAAGUAUUCUUCAAAAUCACUACGGGUAGCACUUCUCUCACUUGCACGCAUGCUUCUUGGUAUUUUUUAAAACUCACAUUGAUUUUAUUUCUGACCAGGGCUCGAGGUGAAAUAAAAAGAUUUAUACAUAUAUUCAUGUAUAUAUAUAUUGACUUUGAUAUUUUACUCUUACAGAUAUUUCCUCCUCUUUUAUGGUGCCAUAUGCUGUUUUUUUCAUUUCUCUAUCAUGUUUGAUAUAAAUAACAAUUUUAAGGGGUAUUUUUCUUGGCAAUCGUGGACACGGUAGCGCUAAAUGCCUACAUAAAAGACAGAAGGUCCUCAAGCACCUGUCCCCUCCAGCUGAGGAGCAGACGGUUCACAGGUAUCAAGAAAAUAUGCCCCAUCCAUCCUCUCGAUCACGUGAAUUUUAGGGUAUCUUUUAAUUAUUUUUUUCUCAAGGAGGCCUCCUUAUCAGGAUCCUCUCCUCUGGAACCAGCUGCCAGUUUGUGUCUGGGAAGCAGACACCCUCUCUACUUUUAAGAUUAAGCUUAAAACCCUCCUUUUUGAUAAAGCUU
Messenger RNA from Cololabis saira (Pacific saury), 1820 nucleotides. It is a transcript of the gene mrm2, whose product is annotated as mitochondrial rRNA methyltransferase 2. NCBI's taxonomy places the organism in Eukaryota, Metazoa, Chordata, Actinopteri, Beloniformes, Belonidae. The transcript has 2 exons. The coding region runs from base 24 to 743 and encodes 239 amino acids. Gene Ontology annotation, biological process: RNA methylation. Gene Ontology annotation, molecular function: rRNA (uridine-2'-O-ribose)-methyltransferase activity. The record is from RefSeq and is a predicted model, not a curated record. Gene Ontology annotation, cellular component: mitochondrion.